This is a messenger RNA of Clarias gariepinus (North African catfish), 1419 nucleotides long. It is a transcript of the gene dhrs13a.3, whose product is annotated as dehydrogenase/reductase (SDR family) member 13a, duplicate 3. The coding region runs from base 126 to 1082 and encodes 318 amino acids. The record is from RefSeq and is a predicted model, not a curated record. Lineage: Eukaryota; Metazoa; Chordata; Actinopteri; Siluriformes; Clariidae. The transcript has 5 exons.
UUCAAACGUUACAACACACCGCUACAAAAAUACACUCAACUUGUCGAAACACAGUGGAAGUUUGAGCUUAAAUCUCAAAUUUAACCGCAUUAUUAAUUUUAAACCGGAAGCAUAAUCAUUUAAUCAUGCCUGUCGUGUUGGCGAUAAUAACAGCUGCUGUAACAGCAUAUGUACUUAUUUACUAUAACGUGUUUAGAGGAGGCGCGUGCAGGAGUACAGUCAGGUUGGACGGGAGGACAGCUGUAGUCACAGGUGCUAACACUGGCAUUGGAAAGGCUACAGCUUUGGAUUUGGCCAGGCGAGGUGCCAGGGUUAUUCUGGCCUGCAGAAACAAGGAGAAAGCUGAGGCAGCUGUGUAUGACAUCAGAAAGGAAACUGGUAACUCAGCUGUGCUGUUUAUGCACCUGGACCUGGCCAGUCUUAAGUCUGUGCGUGAUUUUGCUGACACAUUUCUUAAGACCGAGCCCAGGCUGGACCUGCUUAUCAACAAUGCAGGACUGAUUGCAGGAGGCAGAACUGAAGAUGGCUUUGGCAUGGUGUUUGGAGUUAACCACCUAGGCCACUUUCUUCUGACACUGCUGCUGCUUGAUCGGCUAAAGGCAUCAGGGCAGAGUCGAAUCAUCAAUGUGUCAGCCUUGCUGCAUCGCCUGGGCUCUGUGGACUUCAACAUUCUCAACACCCACAAGGAUUUGGUGACAGGACAGUCACUGUGGCACUGCUUCAUGGCGUACUGCCAUAGCAAACUCUGUAAUGUGCUGUUUACCCGAGAGCUGGCCAACCGUCUAGAGGGGAGCAGUGUGACCUGCUAUAGCCUGCAUCCUGGAGUCGUAGCUACGGAAUUUUGCCGCAAUGUGAAUAUUUGGCUGAGGCUCCCGAUGCUCAUCUUCUCCAAGCUCUUCUUUCUGACCCCAGAGGGCGGAGCUCAGACCACACUCCACUGUGCCCUUCAGGAGGGCUUAGAGCCUCUGAGUGGCCGAUACUUCUCCUCUUGCGCUCUAAGCGAAGUCAGUGACAUGGCUCGAGAUGAUGGGCUGGCCAAAAAGCUGUGGGAAGUGAGCGAGACGAUGUGUGGCCUGUCAUGAGAGAGAGGCAAAAAAAAGGUCAGGAGAAGAAAUGGUGCUAAAUUUUUUGUGAAAAACGUGUCCCAGUGAUUUACUAAAUGACCGCUGAGUGCUCAGGUGCCAGGGCAGUGAUAUUGUGUGAUCAUGUACCGUACACUACAUUGACACCGGUCGGUCAAAGGAAGCUAUAACAUUAACUGCUCUUGUUAUAUUCCAUUUUAUAGUGUGAAACAUUUGGAGCUUAGCUUAUUAUUUUUUCUUUCCAUAAACAGGAUAAGAAAAAUGUCAUAACAUUGUAACUCUCAUGUACUAUAACAGUGCUAACUUUAUAAAUAAAGUUUUUUCAUUUUUACACACA